Molecule: messenger RNA, 3361 nt
Organism: Lucilia cuprina (Australian sheep blowfly)
Lineage: Eukaryota; Metazoa; Arthropoda; Insecta; Diptera; Calliphoridae
Gene: Lint-O
Exons: 2
Coding region: 2113-3360 (415 amino acids)
Molecular function (GO): protein binding
Source: RefSeq, a predicted model, not a curated record
AUCAAGGUUAAUUUUUGUUUAAAGGUCAUUGACUUUUGCCAAUAACAACAACAGCAAUGUCUCUUGAUUCGCAUGCUUAAAAUUUGUCUGCCAGGUGGUGGUUUUCAACUAUUAUUCCCUAAUGGCAUUUCAAAUCAUAUUACUCACAAUGUGUUUGUAUUACGUACUUGUAAUAUUUUCUGAAGUUAUUUAGAAUUGAUUCUAAAAACUCUUAAUUUUAACGGAUUAUAGGCCGAAAAUAGUUUUAUGAAAAUUUUGAAUAAAACAGGAUUUAAAUGUCAACUUAGAGCGGUUUGACAAUCGCUUAAAGUAGCGAACAAAAUCAGCUGAUUAAGUAUUCAAAAACAACUUUGUAGGAUUAAGUUUAAUUUCUAAUCCUUCACCUAAAGACUGGCCCUUAAACAUUAAAUAUUAGUAAUGAAAAAGGGAUAUUGAAAUUAAAAAAAAACUGAACAAAGUACACAUUACAUAGUGAAUACCAAUUUGAUCGAGAAUUUCUCUAUCACAUUUUGUUUUGAAAACGUCUUCUUUGGCCAUAAUUGAGACGUUAUUACUAUAUGUUCAAUAUGUUUUUCGAGUUUAAGGGCAUGAUAUCUCGAAAACUUGAUUUGAUAAAGAAAUUUUGAACUUUAAUUUACUUACGAAUUAAUAUUGAAAUGUGUUUACGAAACAACAGAUUUCAGAUUAUUCGAACAUGUAUUGUAAAAAUAGCGAUUAUAUAUAAUUAUCGAUUUUGAUUAUAAGAAGUUCGAAUAAAGAAAAAAUAAAUUAUGAUUUGAGCAGCGAAUUACUUACUGCAAUCGUAUAAAUACUCGAAUAUAUUUUCGAAUAAAGAGCUUGAAUAAUUUGGCAACUCUAUUUGCAACUUUUUAUAACAAGGUUGCAUUUUUAAAGUGCAGAAAAUUGUGACACCAUGUCUAGAUUAUACAAAUGUGUAUUUCUCACUGUAUUAAAAAAUAACGACAACUUACAGAUUAUUUUACUGAAACUAUGCUAAAUUUUAUAAAAGAAGGUAAAAUGGAAUACAAUUAUUUUAAAUAAAUCCUAAUUUUACUAAAACUCUUUUUAAAACAUUAAUUUUAAUUGCACAAAAAUGAUGUUUGUUAUCAAGACAAAGUUGUUUAAACAAUUGUUUUCACAACUUUGUCAUAACGAUUUUAUAACGCUUUUAAACGCCAUCUUUUUUUUAUCAUGAUAACAAUUUGACGUUUAGCAUAACAUAAAAUUUAUCUAAUCUAGACAAGAGGUAACUAUGACAUAAAUAUGUUAUAAUAGUUAGGUCUUUAUAGUUUAAUCAAAAGUCUACUUUAGGUUUGCAUUUAUUUGAAAAUAGUCUAUUGGACUUUAUAAUAUAUUAAAAACUUAAUUUUUAAUGUUUUAUUAGAGGGGUCAAAAUAUUCGAUUUUUUUAAACAAAUUAAAAUUAAAACAAAAAGUCGUCAUUUAGACUUUUUACAAUUUAUAUAUAAAACUCGACUUUUUGUUUAUGCCAACAUUUUCCGAACUUUGCUCGACAUUUUCCGACUUACGGGGUUAUUAUGUAAAUCCCUUCCCCUCACUCCAUUUCAUUUUACAUAUAAAUUGUUUUUAUAUUUUCAAAUAUUUGUGUGCAAAUAAUAGGGUUAAUGAUGACUUUUAAACCACUUUCUUAUAAUAUAGUUGGGUCAUCGUUCUGUUUUUACCAAAAUGUUAUGUAUUAAAAAAAUAUAUAUACAAAGAAAUUUUAAACAAUAUGCGUCAAUCUAAUUUUACAUCUUUGCAUAUUUUACUACGAAAGGCAACCUAAAAUUAUAUUUUACCUAUGUGGCAAUAUUGUUUAUUUUAUCAACUCUGCUGUUAAUGCUACCUGAUGUUUAAACAAACAGGCUUUGAUAUGGUAACACCUAACAAAAAUGGUUUAGUUGUCACAAAUUAAGUUAUUUAUAAAAAUAAAGGUUUUGCCACAAAAUCUGUUUCAAUUAACUAAAACAAAGUAAAUAUAAACCUUAACUAUUACGCUGCCGUAAAGCAAUAAGAAGCUUUAAUACUAAUAAAACAAAAUUUAUUUUUAAAUAAACACAAGUAUUUUUGUCUUUUUUUCAGAAGGAACUGAUUUUUUUACUCAGAAGACAAAAUGAAAAAAGUUGCACGUAUGCGUUUAUCACCCAACAACAUGAGUGAAGAAGUAAGCAAUAAUCACAAUACUGGGGCACAAUCUCAAAGUUCAAAUAAUGAACCCUUAGUACGUACGACAGGUCGUAUUAAGAAACCCAAAGCAGUAUUUGAUCCCUCAGACAACUAUUUACCACGCGCUCAACGUUCACUGAAUGCGAUGGCCGCAGGAGCUUUGCAUCAUAAUACGAACUCUUCACUGGAAAGACGUGCCAGUUAUACAAAGGCCUCUACUAUAUCGCCGGUAGCAGACUAUAUUGAAGCUAAAGCAAAAGAUGCUUGCACUGUUUGCAAGAAAAAGGAAUCGAAGCGUCCUGUAUUUGCCAAUAAAAAUCCCCUAAUAACUUGUCAGGAGUGUCAGCGUAAAAUACAUAAACAGUGUUUAAAGGUUGAUUUUGAAGAUUUUGAAAGCAUUCAACGUAACUACAAGUGUGAUCUUUGCUCUAACUGCAGAAUAUGUAAUGAUAAAUUCACUAAUCCCGAAGAGGAAAUGAUCACUUGCUCGAAAUGUACAAAAUCUUUUCAUUUGGUUUGCUUCCCCUCCAAGAUUAUAAAAACAGAUAAUCAGCGCAAUUGGAAGUGUAACAAGUGUCAGGUCUACAAUCACAUUACUAAUGGCACCACUCUACCGGUUAAGAAAAUACGUGAAAUUAUCGGGGGUGGAGAACCAAUGGUGCAAACUACUCCUGUUAAAUCGGCCAACGCUGAAAAUGAGAAAACUCCUGCGGCCGAAUCAGCCAAUAACGAUGCAAAACAAAGUGCUACUUCUCCUUCAUCGCAAAAAAGAUUGAAUGAUUCAAAAGAAGUAGCUGAAGCAGUUGAGUCGAGCCCUCCACCUGAAAAACGUGCCAAGGUUACGACUCAAUCUCCCGAUACCAUAAGUGUGGAAACCACUUCACUAAAUAUGCCUUUAAAAACAGAUUCUACGGUGCUUUGUUAUACGCCCAAUGAAAAUUUCGAUGAUAUUCCCGAUGUGAAGGAAUGGUCGGUCGAUCAGGUGUAUGAAUAUUUUUUCAAACACUUUCCCAAUGAAGCUCAUGUCUUUAAGGACGAAGAAAUUGAUGGCCGCUCUUUGCUUUUGCUGAAACGCAGCGAUGUUGUUAAAAAACUCCCCAUCAAGUUGGGACCAUCUUUACGUAUUUAUAGUCUUAUUUUAAAGAUACAGGCUCAAUUAAAUGAUCCUACCCUGGGUUGGAAUUGUGGUUUAUAAA